AUGGCGGCUGCCAACGCUCCGAUUACCAUGAAAGAAGCCCUCACGCUGCCUAGCGUAGGGAUCAAUUCUCAGUUCAUCACUUUUACAAAUGUGACAAUGGAAUCGGAUAAGUAUAUAUGUGUUCGUGAGACUGCACCUCAGAAUAGUGUUGUGAUCAUCGAUAUGAAUAUGCCAAUGCAGCCUUUGAGGCGGCCCAUUACUGCAGAUUCUGCUCUUAUGAAUCCAAAUACUAGAAUUUUGGCACUAAAAGCUCAACUUCCUGGAACUACUCAAGAUCACUUGCAAAUAUUCAACAUCGAGGCAAAAGCAAAAAUGAAGUCACAUCAGAUGCCUGAGCAGGUUGUCUUUUGGAAGUGGAUCACCCCUAAGAUGUUGGGUUUGGUUACACAAUCCUCUGUAUACCACUGGUCAAUUGAAGGUGAUUCGGAACCUGUGAAGAUGUUUGAUAGAACAGCUAAUUUAGCAAACAACCAAAUUAUCAAUUACAGAUGUGAUCCUUCUGAGAAGUGGUUGGUUCUGAUUGGUAUUGCUCCUGGUUCGCCUGAGAGGCCUCAACUGGUCAAAGGAAAUAUGCAACUAUUUUCUGUGGAUCAGCAACGUAGUCAAGCUCUUGAAGGGCAUGCUGCAUCAUUUGCCUCAUUUAGAGUUCCUGGAAAUGAUAAGGAUUCUUUGCUUAUUUCUUUUGCUUCAAAAACCUCUAAUGCUGGACAGAUUACAUCUAAAUUGCAUGUCAUUGAGCUUGGAGCCCAGCCAGGGAAACCAUCCUUUACCAAAAAACAAGCAGAUCUUUUUUUCCCUCCAGAUUUUGUUGAUGAUUUUCCAGUGGCAAUGCAGAUUUCCCAUAAAUAUAGUUUGAUAUAUGUGAUUACGAAGCUGGGACUUCUCUUUGUCUAUGAUUUGGAAACUGCCACAGCAGUAUACAGAAAUAGGAUUAGUCCAGAUCCCAUCUUUCUGACUUCAGAAGCUUCAUCUGUUGGAGGUUUCUAUGCAAUCAAUAGGCGAGGCCAGGUUUUACUUGCUACAGUAAAUGAAACAACAAUCAUACCUUUUAUAAGUGGCCAAUUGAACAAUUUGGAGCUUGCUGUCAAUCUUGCCAAAAGAGGGAACCUUCCAGGUGCAGAGAAUUUGGUUGUCCAGCGUUUCCAAGAAUUGUUCGCCCAGACGAAGUAUAAAGAGGCUGCUGAGCUUGCUGCUGAUUCUCCUCAAGGCAUCCUCCGGACACCUGAUACAGUAGCCAAAUUUCAGAGUGUUCCUGUUCAAGCUGGGCAAACGCCACCAUUGCUGCAGUACUUUGGAACCCUUUUAACAAAAGGGAAGCUCAACGCAUUUGAGUCUUUGGAAUUAUCUCGCUUGGUCGUGAACCAAAACAAGAAGAAUCUCUUGGAAAACUGGCUAGCUGAGGAUAAACUGGAAUGUAGCGAGGAACUUGGAGACCUUGUGAAGACUGUGGACAAUGACCUUGCACUGAAAAUAUAUAUCAAAGCUAGAGCUACUCCAAAAGUUGUUGCAGCUUUUGCUGAGCGUAGGGAGUUCGAUAAAAUUUUGAUAUACUCCAAGCAGGUUGGAUAUACACCUGACUAUCUGUUCCUGCUGCAAACUAUUCUCCGAUCAGAUCCUCAGGGAGCUGUUAAUUUCGCUCUCAUGAUGUCUCAAAUGGAGGGAGGUUGUCCAGUUGAUUACAAUACCAUUACUGAUCUCUUUCUUCAGAGGAACAUGAUCCGUGAAGCAACUGCAUUUUUGUUAGAUGUUCUGAAACCAAAUUUGCCAGAACAUGCAUUCCUGCAAACCAAGGUCCUUGAAAUCAAUCUCGUGACCUUUCCUAAUGUGGCCGAUGCUAUUUUAGCGAAUGGGAUGUUUAGUCACUAUGACAGACCACGCAUUGGACAACUUUGUGAAAAAGCUGGCCUUUACAUACGAGCACUUCAGCACUAUACUGAACUUCCGGAUAUCAAACGUGUCAUUGUGAAUACUCAUGCAAUUGAGCCACAGGCUCUUGUGGAAUUCUUUGGGACACUUUCCCGAGAAUGGGGACUGGAGUGCAUGAAGGAUCUUCUUCUGGUCAAUUUGAGAGGCAACCUUCAGAUAAUUGUCCAAGUUGCAAAAGAAUAUUGUGAGCAGUUGGGGGUUGACUCUUGCAUAAAGAUAUUUGAGCAGUUUAAGUCGUAUGAAGGAUUAUAUUUCUUCUUGGGAUCAUAUUUGAGCUCCAGCGAGGAUCCUGACAUUCACUUCAAGUACAUUGAGGCAGCUUCCAAGACCGGACAAAUUAAGGAGGUUGAGCGUGUAACAAGAGAAUCAAAUUUCUAUGACCCCGAGAAGACGAAGAACUUUUUAAUGGAAGCGAAACUUCCAGAUGCUCGACCACUGAUCAAUGUGUGUGACCGCUUUGGUUUUGUUCCAGACUUAACACACUACCUUUACUCAAGCAACAUGCUCCGUUACAUUGAAGGUUAUGUGCAGAAGGUCAAUCCAGGAAAUGCUCCUCUAGUUGUCGGGCAACUCCUAGAUGAUGAGUGCCCUGAAGAUUUCAUUAAAGGCCUGAUCCUGUCUGUCCGUUCUCUGCUUCCAGUCGAGCCUCUUGUGGAGGAAUGUGAGAAAAGGAAUCGACUUCGCCUACUUACUCAAUUUUUGGAGCAUCUUGUGAGUGAAGGAAGCCAAGAUGUGCAUGUCCACAAUGCUCUGGGUAAAAUCAUAAUCGAUAGCAAUAACAAUCCAGAGCAUUUCUUGACCACCAACCCGUAUUAUGAUUCACGUGUUGUGGGUAAAUAUUGUGAGAAGCGUGACCCAACUCUUGCUGUUGUUGCUUAUCGGAGAGGGCAGUGUGAUGGUGAACUUAUUAAUGUAACAAAUAAGAAUUCUUUAUUCAAACUGCAAUCCAGGUAUGUAGUUGAAAGGAUGGACGGUGAUCUCUGGGCCAAAGUUCUUGACCCUGAAAAUGAAUAUAGAAGGCAGCUCAUUGAUCAAGUUGUAUCUACUGCUUUGCCCGAAAGCAAGAGCCCAGAACAAGUUUCUGCUGCUGUUAAAGCUUUCAUGACUGCUGAUCUUCCCCAUGAACUAAUUGAGUUGCUUGAAAAGAUUGUACUCCAAAACUCUGCUUUCAGUGGGAACUUUAACCUGCAAAACUUGCUAAUCUUGACUGCAAUUAAGGCUGAUCCAUCCAGAGUUAUGGACUAUGUUACUAGACUUGACAAUUUUGAUGGACCGGCAGUUGGGGAGGUGGCUGUAGAAGCCCAAUUGUAUGAAGAAGCUUUUGCUAUCUUCAAGAAGUUCCAGUUGAAUGUACAGGCUGUCAAUGUGUUGUUGGAUAAUAUUAGAGACGUUAACCGGGCAGUGGAAUUUGCAUUCCGUGUUGAAGAAGAUGCUGUUUGGAGUCAGGUGGCUAAAGCUCAACUAAGGGAAGGAUUAGUGAGUGAUGCAAUCGAAUCAUUUAUUCGUGCAGAUGAUGCCACUCAAUUCUUGGAAGUCAUCCGUGCUGCGGAGGAUGCAAAUGUUUAUCAUGACUUGGUGAAAUAUCUUCUGAUGGUUAGGCAGAAAACGAAGGAGCCCAAGGUGGAUAGCGAACUCAUUUAUGCAUAUGCUAAGAUUGAUAGGCUGGGUGACAUUGAAGAAUUCAUUCUCAUGCCAAAUGUUGCCAGUCUCCCUAAUGUUGGUGAUCGCUUGUAUGAUGAAGAGUUAUAUGAGGCGGCAAAGAUAAUUUUUGCUUUUAUAUCUAACUGGGCCAAGUUGGCGGUCACACUAGUGAAGUUGAAGCAAUUUCAAGGGGCUGUUGAUGCAGCACGGAAAGCAAAUAGUUCAAAGACGUGGAAAGAAGUCUGUUUUGCUUGUGUUGAUGCUGAGGAGUUCCGGUUAGCUCAAAUAUGCGGUCUUAAUAUCAUUGUACAGGUCGAUGACCUGGAAGAAGUUAGUGACUAUUAUCAGAACCGAGGAUGCUUCAAUGAGCUUAUCUCUCUUAUGGAGAGUGGUUUGGGACUUGAACGUGCACAUAUGGGCAUCUUCACAGAGCUUGGUGUCCUGUAUGCUAGAUACCGUCAUGAGAAACUCAUGGAGCAUAUCAAAUUAUUCUCUACCCGUCUCAACAUUCCCAAGCUAAUCCGAGCUUGCGAUGAGCAGCAGCACUGGAAGGAACUAACGUAUUUGUAUAUUCAAUAUGAUGAGUUUGAUAAUGCUGCCACUACCGUCAUGAAUCAUUCCCCCGAAGCUUGGGAUCACAUGCAAUUCAAAGAUAUUAUUGUCAAAGUUGCCAACGUGGAGUUAUAUUACAAGGCGGUGCACUUCUAUUUGCAAGAGCAUCCUGAUCUCAUUAAUGAUGUUCUAAAUGUCCUAGCUCUUCGAGUGGACCACACUCGUGUAGUGGACAUAAUGAGGAAGGCGGGCCACCUGCGUCUUGUUAAGCCAUACAUGGUUGCAGUUCAGAGCAAUAAUGUGUCUGCUGUGAAUGAAGCUCUCAAUGAGAUCUAUAUAGAGGAGGAGGAUUAUGACAGAUUGCGUGAAUCCAUUGAGUUGCAUGAUAACUUUGAUCAGAUUGGCCUUGCACAGAAGAUUGAGAAACAUGAGCUCCUUGAGAUGAGGCGUGUCGCAGCCUACAUUUACAAAAAGGCAGGUAGGUGGAAGCAAUCCAUUGCAUUGUCAAAGAAAGACAACCUUUACAAGGAUGCAAUGGAGACUGCUUCACAAUCUGGUGAUCGGGAACUUGCUGAGGAGUUGCUUGUUUACUUCAUUGAGCAGGGGAAAAAGGAAUGCUUUGCAUCGUGCCUAUUUGUUUGUUACGACUUGAUUCGCGCGGAUGUUGCCCUUGAACUUGCCUGGAUGAAUAAUAUGAUCGACUUUGCCUUCCCAUAUCUGUUGCAGUUUAUCCGUGAAUACAUGGGCAAAGUUGACGAACUAAUCAAGGACAAAAUUGAUGCUCUUAAUGAAGUGAAGGCUAAAGAGAAUGAGGAGAAGGACGUUAUGAAACAACAGAAUAUGUAUGCCCAGUUGCUGCCUCUUGCUUUGCCUGCACCACCUAUGCCAGGUAUGGGGGGUGGUGGAAUGGGAGGAGGUUUUGCUGCACAAAUGCCACCCCCACCUAUGCCUAUGGGUGGAAUGCCUCCAAUGCCACCGUUUGGCAUGCCACAAAUGGGGUCCUACUGA
Molecule: messenger RNA, 5127 nt
Organism: Fraxinus pennsylvanica
Lineage: Eukaryota; Viridiplantae; Streptophyta; Magnoliopsida; Lamiales; Oleaceae
Source: the annotation of a GenBank genome assembly